AUGAUUUUUUGUACAUUUAUCAAUUACAAUAGUAAUAUGUCAUUAGUAUUGGAUAUUGAUGAUAAUCAAAUGGAAAAAUGUAUUCAGGAAAUACAAAACGGAAAUUGGAAAGAGAUACAAAGUGUACCGGAUGAUAUGAAUAAUAGCAUAACACAAUUUUUUUAUAUUUUUGAAGAACCAUUCGUUCCAAAGAAUGCCGCUUGUUUCAGUAACGAUACAACGGAUGACAUUUAUAACAUAACAAUAGCAUGUAUGAAUUCCAUUGAGCUAUCAGUUGAAUUGAAUAACACAACGGAAUAUUUUGUGAGUUUAUUGCUAUCCAAUUAA
Loa loa (African eye worm) is the source of this 327-nucleotide messenger RNA. RefSeq lists its product as hypothetical. Lineage: Eukaryota; Metazoa; Nematoda; Chromadorea; Rhabditida; Onchocercidae. The transcript is spliced from 3 exons. The coding region runs from base 1 to 327 and encodes 108 amino acids. The record is from RefSeq and is a predicted model, not a curated record.